AUGAGCUUCAACAACAAAGAAAUCUUGAUAAGCUAUUCGGAUCAAUAUAGAGAUGAUUAUUAUAAUUACAUGAUCGUUUAUCUCGAUCAAAAAAUAUCUUAAAAGAUUCCAAUAGAUAAGAGAGGUAUAUAUAAGUCUAAAUUUUAAAGGGUUUUUGCUAAGAGAACCAGAAUGGAGAGAAUUAGGAAUCAAAUUAUUCAAAGGGUGGUUGAAUUAUGAUGUGCAUUAUCCAGACCCCUAUAUUCUAUUUUUUAGGAAGAAAGUAGACCCAAGGAUUUAGGAGAGGAAAAAUUAAUAAACACAAUGA
Messenger RNA from Paramecium octaurelia, 307 nucleotides. NCBI's taxonomy places the organism in Eukaryota, Ciliophora, Oligohymenophorea, Peniculida, Parameciidae. The record is from the annotation of a GenBank genome assembly.